AGUGACAUUUAUUUUUAAUAUUUUUUUUAGGCAAUAAAUUCCUAUUUUUAGUGAGAAACCGAAACUUCAAGAAUAUUCCAAAUGUCAGGUUCCAGCGUGGUAGUGCUGGCCCCAAAUGGGCGCAGGCAGACGGUAAAAUGCACCCCAAACACCACAAUUUUACAGAUUAUAGAGGAAGUAUGCAAGAAACAGGGCUUUAACCCGAUCGAAUAUGACAUCAAACACCACAAUAAAAUCUUGGACACAACCACAGCUUUUAGGUUUUCUGGCUUACCGAACAAUGCCCAACUAGAACUAGCUGAUGCUAUAAAAAAUCGAUGUGAAAAGGACAUUACUUUGGCUGUAAAUCUUGAAAAUGGAACUAGAAUUACAGACACAUUUUCUCCCAAUGAUACUUUAUUGAAUGUCUUAAAUAAGAUCUGUCCUGAGAAUGCUUUACCUGAAAGAAAUCCGGUUGUUGUUUAUACUAGAAGGGAAAUUUUUGGGAAAGAAUUGGAAAAUUGUACUCUUAGAAGCUUAGGCCUAAUGGGUAUUUUAUUCUUAGGAGGUAGGGCAAUGAUCAGAGUUCUUAACAAGGAUCCGGAACUUUUAAAGCAACAAGCAAAUGUCAGUGCCCCUCUACCAACCAAACCUGUAGAAGAAAAACCUUACCUAAGAAAAUUUCAGCCUCUAGAAGAGAAAACUGAGGAACCACAACCUGCAACAGAACAUAAUUUUGGUCCAGGUAAUAGACUGGAUAGUUCAGAUAUAAAACCAGAAAAAAAUGUGAAAAACACCACCAAAGACAUACUCAAAUUGGCCAAAGAAAAACGAAAAUCUCAGUCUGAAGAGGAGAAGCUCCAAAAGGGGAAGAAACCAAUGGUACAAGAAAAAUCCCCUAAAAAGGUGGAGCGAAUGGACAUCAAAGAAGCACCACAGAAGAGUAUUGAAGAAGAAUUCAUAUUUUGUGGCGAUAGAAACGGAAUGAUUUUCUCCCUGGAAUCGGCCAAUUCCGUUCCUACCGAAGAUCUACCCGACGACUUUUUCGAGUUGACAAUCGACGACGCCCGAAAAAUCCUCAGGGACGUAAAGAGGAAACGUCACGAACUGGAAAACCAAGCGUUACGCACCUCCCACCUGAGAAACCUGGAAGAAUCCAAGAAACAACUGAGGCAACUGAACAAGUACAAGAGAGCGAUUAUCAGGGUGCAGUUUCCCGAUCGGACGGUUAUUCAAGGGACGUUCAAACCCACUGAAACGGUCGGGGAUAUCGUGAAUUUUAUCAGGACGUAUUUGGAUGAUGAAAGUUUGGAUUUUUAUUUGUACACGGCACCUCCGAAGAGCGUUUUGAGUAACGACAGUAGAUUGAUUGAGGUCGGUUGCGUGCCGGGGGCGUUGAUUUACUUCGGGAGCCCCAGGGAACUUAGGGAGGGUGGAAAGGGUUUCUUGAAAAGUCAAUUUCAAAGUAUGUUUACUAGUAAUAGUGUUGCUAGUUUAGCAGCGGCCAGAAUAAGGAAACAAAACACGAGAAACGUUGCCGAAUCCGAUGACCCCGACGACGACGUAAUCAUGACAGACGACACUAAUGACAGUUAUCCGGUGAAUUACGGGGCGAGCACUAGUUCCGACAACGGUGGCGCCACUGAAAGAAAAGUCGUCACCAACACUACCGAAUACCCCAAAUGGUUUAAGCCGCAUUAAUGUAACUUAUGUUGUUUUUUUUUUUUUUUGUAAUAAAUUGUGUUUAUGGUUUCAA
Messenger RNA from Anthonomus grandis grandis, 1735 nucleotides. RefSeq names its product tether containing UBX domain for GLUT4. NCBI's taxonomy places the organism in Eukaryota, Metazoa, Arthropoda, Insecta, Coleoptera, Curculionidae. The transcript is spliced from 6 exons. The record is from RefSeq and is a predicted model, not a curated record. The coding region runs from base 82 to 1680 and encodes 532 amino acids. Gene Ontology annotation, molecular function: protein binding.